CUCAGUAUUACUGUCAUAACAAUGAAGAUCCGUUUGAUAAAUCUUCGAAGAAAAUAAUAAAUAUCGAAUAAAAACGGUAAAAAGUGUAAUGAAGAGAGGAUAAUCCAAUGGAAAAAUCAUGGAGAAUAACGAGCAUUCACGUAAAGAAACGAGCGAAGGGCCUUCAGAUCACACCCUAGGCAGGUAUUUUGAGAACAAUACGCCCACAGUAUUCGACGAGAUAGUCUCGACUCACCGAGUAGACAAUCCACUGCCUUCCGUGAUCGACGACCCCACCAGCGACCUGGAGUUGACCUCCAACUUCUUGAAGAACGAUCACAUGUUCGAGAUCGAGAGGCCCUCGGACCUGAACGUGCCUGACUACCACAGAGAUGCCUGGAUUCCCUCAGAAUCCACCAGGAAAAUCCUGCUUUCAAUCGCGACAUCACCUCCUGGGACUAGUCUGCCUAAUCGCGAGAACCUGACGAUGCCCGGACUCACCCUCCAAGGGGACAUCCUGGACGCCACCAAAGAGGCUUCAAUUCAUUUCUACGGGGAGGAGGAGCACAUGCACAGGAACGUGUUGACAGCCUCAGACGUGACGCAGGACGAGCGAGGGCUCAGGAAUCUCAUCCAGGCCGGGUGCUACAGAGCUGCUGUCAACUUGUCUGGAAGACUCCUCGGAAUUUAUGGCCAGGGCUUCGGGAAAAUCGAUCAUCCCAGCAAGCACACCCCCCACUCGCUGCAGCUGUGGUACACGAGACUGGCUCUUCUCACGAAAUUGGGGCAGACUGAGGUGCUCAAGACGGAGGCCCAAGCCUUCGGGAAUUUGGAUAAACCUGACAUGUACUUCUCGUUUCACCCAGAACUUUAUGGGACUCGACAUGGCUCCAUGGCGUCGUUCUCAUUUAGACUGCUUCUGGCUGAAAUUCCUUCAUUCUGCGGGAGCCCGAGGGAAUCUCUGGACAAUUUGUACGCUGUUUUGUCGACUGUUAAUCAGAUUCUGAGGAAUUUAGGGGAGGGGCUGUCUGAGGAAGGAGGAGCAGCCAAUUGUUCUGUCGUUGAGCGACAGGACUCGGUGAAAUUGUGGUCCAGGAGGAAAUCUAAGGUACUGGUUUCGAUCGUCAAUUGCGCACUUGUUGCCAAGAAUUUUGUUCUGGCUAUUGAGGUACUCGAGGACAUCUGCCAGUUCCCAGACUGGCAGAAAGACCAGUUGGAGAUUUUUAAGUUGGCUCUGGGGAGAUUGCACCUGUUCCUGGGGGACAUACCCGCAGCCGAGGGGAAAUUAGUCACCAAGGAUGUCUCGACGCACACCCCAACUACUAGGGAGUGGGUCAAUCGAGGCCUCAUGGCGGUGACUCAGAACGCAUUCCAGGAGGCUUAUGAUUGCUUUCAGAUGGCACUGAAUGCCGAUCCCUCCAAUGUCAUGAUCGUCAAUAACAUGGCUGUCUGUCUCUUGUACACUGGUAAACUUGAGGCCGCUGUGCAAUUGCUGGAGAAUGCUGUCACGAAGAAUCCUAUCAAGAAUCUUCAGGAGUCGAUUAUUUUGAAUAUGAGCACUCUCUAUGAACUGCAUACCACACAUUGCAGGCAGUCCAAGUUGCAACUGCUCAAGCAGAUGAAUAGGUAUAAGGGAGAUGCCACUGAUAUACAGUGUCUCAAACUUGUGUAAUUUAAAUUUUAUGGAAUAAAUUAUUUUCAGAUGUUGAUGAUUGAUUUUA
Diachasma alloeum is the source of this 1700-nucleotide messenger RNA. Its product is annotated as trafficking protein particle complex subunit 12. The transcript has a single exon. Gene Ontology annotation, cellular component: TRAPP complex; Golgi apparatus. Bases 119 to 1651 code for a protein of 510 amino acids. Gene Ontology annotation, molecular function: protein binding. The record is from RefSeq and is a predicted model, not a curated record. NCBI's taxonomy places the organism in Eukaryota, Metazoa, Arthropoda, Insecta, Hymenoptera, Braconidae.